AUGCAGGUCGAGAAUUGCAUCUCGCCAGCCAGUGAUCUCUCCAAGAAAUUUAUGAAUGUGGGCAGUGGCUUUCCAAGCUCCGAUGGAUCUGAGCUCUCGUUGCAGGACCAUCCUAUUAUAUCUGCAAGUGACAACCUGGGGAGAAGUUCACCUCUGAAAAAAAACUCUAGGGAGAUGACGAAUCAGUCAGAGGCAGACAAUUUUCCUGACUCCAAGGACGCAUCAGGGGACGUCCAGAGGGGCAAACUCUCUCCUGAUCUUCACGGAGUCUCUGACAUCCGUCAUAAUUUCGAUGGAUCUGCAGGAGAAAGGUGUAUCUUUUCUCCAUCUACCCAGCCACAGUCAGUCUCAGCAGCUCCAAGUGCCAUGUUCCCUUAUCCGAGUCAACAUGGACCAGCGCACCCAGCUUUUUCUAUUGGAAGUCCGAGUCGCUACAUGGCCCACCACCCGGUCAUAACUAAUGGAGCUUACAACAGCCUUCUGACCAACACUUCUCCACAAGGCUACCCAGCGGCUGGCUACCCUUACGCACAGCAGUAUGGACACACUUACCAAGGAGCGGCUUUUUACCAGUUCUCCUCGGCGCAGGCUGGACUGGUCCCGGGGAAAGCCCAGGUGUAUCUGUGCAACAGGGCCCUGUGGCUUAAGUUUCACAGACACCAGACAGAGAUGAUCAUCACAAAGCAAGGGCGACGAAUGUUUCCUUUUUUAAGCUUCAACAUUUCUGGCCUUGACCCUACUGCUCACUACAAUAUAUUUGUGGAUGUAAUACUUGCUGAUCCCAAUCACUGGCGAUUUCAAGGAGGCAAGUGGGUGCCAUGUGGAAAAGCAGACACAAAUGUAACAGGAAACAGGGUGUACAUGCACCCGGACUCACCUAAUACCGGUGCGCACUGGAUGCGUCAAGAAAUAUCAUUUGGAAAGCUGAAGCUUACAAACAAUAAAGGUGCCUCCAACAAUACGGGGCAGAUGGUGGUCCUACAGUCUCUCCACAAGUACCAGCCCAGACUCCAUGUGGUGGAAGUAAACGAGGAUGGGACAGAGGACACCAGCCAACCAGGAAGAGUACAGACUUUCACCUUCUCAGAAACACAAUUCAUCGCCGUUACAGCUUACCAGAAUACCGACAUAACGCAACUGAAAAUUGACCACAAUCCAUUUGCAAAAGGAUUUCGGGACAACUAUGACACUGUCUACACAGGUUGCGACAUCGACCGCCUAACUCCAUCACCGGGUGACUCUCCGCGUUCACAGAUCGUGCCGGGUGCGAGAUAUGCCAUGCCUAGCUCUUUCCUGCAGGACCAAUUUGUCAGCACUUACGCCAAAUCUCGCUUUCACCCUGGCGUGGGGACUGGUCCUGGCACGGAGCGCAGCGUCCCACUCGGCAACAGCUUGCUAUCCCCGCAGCAAACCGAGGAGCCCACUGUUGCCACCCCCCCACAGCGAUGGUUUGUCACCCCUGCCAACAACCGACUGGACUUUGCUGCCUCGGCAUACGACGCCGCCGAUUUCGCCGGUAACGCGGCCACCUUGCUGUCCUACGCAGCGGCCGGAGUGAAGGCUCUUCCCCUGCCGGCUGCAGGCUGCUCCAACCGGCCUCUUGGCUAUUACGCAGACCCGUCAGGCUGGGGAGGACGCACGCCGCCGCAGUACUGUAGUGUAAAUAGUAAAUCGAGCUCGGUCUUUUCCUGCUGGCCCGCUAACUCUGUCGGCGGCAGAGCAGGCACCAACUACCUUGCCGAGGAGGGAGACGCUAUCCCUACAGAGAGGUCUCCGAUCGGCGGCUCAGAGGAGACCAAACCAAAAGACCUGACAGAGUCGAGCUGGAUAGAGACGCCGUCCUCCAUAAAGUCAAUCGAUUCAAGCGAUUCUGGUAUCUUUGAACAAGCGAAAAGGAGAAGAAUCUCGCCGUCUGCCACGCCGGUUUCAGAGACUGUGUCCCCGCUAAAAUCUGAGAUGUUGGCACCGAGGGAGUGUGAGAAAAAUUGCACAAAGGACAUUGGUUACUAUAGUUUCUAUCCUCACAGUUAAAGAAACGGUGUGAAACUGUCUGUCUGACUUUCUAUCUAUCUGUCUAUCUAUCUAUCUAUCUAUCUAUCUAUCUAUCUAUCUAUCUAUCUAUCAUUCAAAAACAAAAAAAAAGGAAUGGACUGUCAUCUUCACGGUUCAUGGCCAAAGUGUAAAUUCUUCCACCACUGACUAAUCAGCUGGGAGUUUGGACUCUUUAUUGGUUCUAUACUUUUUAGUCAGAAAACGCUGUAAUUAUGAAUAUAAUGUACAUAAUAUUUACCAUUUGGUGAUAGUGAAUGGAUGUACACAACUGCAUUGAAUUUGAUUUCUAAGUAGAUCUACGACUUAUUUGAUAGUGUUGAAGACGCAAACCCUAUUCUGUUAAGUAGCCUAAAAUGUUAGUAAAAAGAUAUUGAGAAUCUAUACAUAAUAUGUCCUUGUGUAGCAUAUACUGGCAUAAUAAUCUCUGUCAGUGAAAAAAAAUGUAUUUUGUACUUUAUCACAGUUGUAGGCUACCCAAAUGUUAAAGUUGACGACAUAACCAUAAUAUGAUCAGUUCUAAAUUCAUAAUAGAUGUGGUUAAAGAAUUUAUCAAUGUUGAUAAUGUAGACUUAGCAUCAUUUUUAUUUGAACUGGUUAUUUUUC
Molecule: messenger RNA, 2655 nt
Organism: Myripristis murdjan (pinecone soldierfish)
Lineage: Eukaryota; Metazoa; Chordata; Actinopteri; Holocentriformes; Holocentridae
Gene: tbr1b
Product: T-box brain transcription factor 1b
Exons: 6
Coding region: 1-2031 (676 amino acids)
Biological process (GO): positive regulation of DNA-templated transcription; regulation of neuron projection development; regulation of transcription by RNA polymerase II
Cellular component (GO): nucleus; chromatin
Molecular function (GO): DNA-binding transcription factor activity, RNA polymerase II-specific; RNA polymerase II cis-regulatory region sequence-specific DNA binding
Source: RefSeq, a predicted model, not a curated record